AUGUCCUUUGUCUAUGGGGACCCAGUGGUUAAGCUGCGUGAUCUUGUUUGGGAACGGAUUACAAGGAUUGGAACAACAAGGACAGACCCAUGGUUUUUAAUAGGGGACUUCAAUGAGAUCACAGGAAAUCAUGAGAAACAAGGUGGACCCCUACGUCAAUCAUCCACUUUCAUUCCUUUUAACUUGAUGAUAAGCGACUGUGGUUUUGUGAACUUCCCAAGCCGUGGGAAUACACUAUCAUGGAGGGGACGGAGGCGAGGGAAAAUAGUGCGGUGCCGGCUGCCGGCUGGACAGAGCGUUAGCUACGGAAGAAUGGCACGACCUAUUUCCGGUUUCACAUAUUGA
Microthlaspi erraticum is the source of this 345-nucleotide messenger RNA. The record is from the annotation of a GenBank genome assembly. NCBI's taxonomy places the organism in Eukaryota, Viridiplantae, Streptophyta, Magnoliopsida, Brassicales, Brassicaceae.